UCUACCCCCCGUAACUUAAAAAAGGCACCCCUAAUCAGCGCGUCGCCCUCACCUUCAUUAACUUUCCGUCGGAAUCUACCGGAUGUUAAGGCGUGUUGAUCUCACGAGCAUUGCUGUCAAAGUGGUAUUGGAGCAAAGUCACAGAAUUGGCAAAAUGAUGAUACGCUUUCGUAGGUGCUGUAAGGGAAGUCCCGAUACGUAUCGGCUCAAAUCGAAUACGUAUCAGAUUCAGGGGGGGUUUCCUUUCCUUUUUUGUCUUUAUAUAAAGCUUUAACUCAGUCAGCAGCAUGCAGAGAAACUUUCUUUUUUCUUUUUCUUAUUUUUAAACUUCUUUUUCAUAAAUAGAUUUUAAAUUUCAUGGAAAAACUCGAGGAAUUAGUUCAGUAAAGAUCCAUUUGUCUCUCAUUAUCUUUCUAUUUUUUUCGUCUUCCACUUACUCACAGAGUAAUAUACCCAGAGACGAGAGUGUUGGGGAAAUUGAUGAAAGAGUGAAAAAUGAGAUUGGGAUUUGCUGUGUUUUUUAUGGUAUUAUAAUGAAAGGAGAAUUCAUUUCCUUCUUCUUUGAAAGCUAUGGCUCUGCAAGAAGAGGAGACUCGACAGAUUCAAAGCCCACCUUUGAUUCUUGAUGGGCUGUAUUGUGAAGAAGAAGAUUUAGGAGAGUAUAGUUUCGAAGAAAAUGGAAGUGAAAUUUGUGGUGAAACAGUGAAAAAUGAGACAUUUUUACCUUUAUUUUUUAUUGAACAUGACAUGUUCUGGGAAGGUGAUGAGUUACUCUCUUUAAUAUCUAAAGAGAAAGAAACCCAUCUUGGUUACAUUGAUGUUUACUCAGAUGAGUCUUUAGUUUUGGCUCGUAAAGAUGCUUUGGAGUGGAUUUUCCAGGUUAAGGCGCAUUAUGGAUUCAAUGCUUUGACCAUAGUUCUUGCUGUGAAUUACUUUGAUAGGUUCAUUUCAAGCUUAAAGUUUCAGAAGGACAAGCCAUGGAUGGGGCAAUUAGCUGCUGUGGCUUGUUUGUCUUUGGCUGCCAAGGUUGAGGAAACCCAAGUGCCACUUCUUUUAGACCUCCAAGUGGAGGAAUCAAAGUAUGUGUUUGAUUCAAAGACCAUACAGAGAAUGGAGCUUUUGGUGUUGUCAACUCUGCAAUGGAGGAUGAAUCCUGUAACUCCAAUUUCCUUCUUUUAUCACAUUACAAGGAGGCUUGGAUUGAGGACUCAUUUGCAUUGGGAGUUCCUUCAAAGGUGUGAGCGUUUGCUUCUCUUUCUCAUUGCUGAUUCGAGGUUCAUGCUUUAUAUUCCUUCUAUCUUAGCUGCUGCAACAGUGCUGCAUGUUAUCAAAGAGGUUGAACCGUGCCAUUAUUUUGAAUAUCGGAAGCAGCUUAUUGAAGUACUCAAGACAUGUGAGGAUAAAGUAAAUGCGUGCUACAAGCUCAUCUUAGAGUUAUUGGAGAGCCAUUGUAAAGGAAACCUAGGGCACAAACGCAAGCAUAGAUCAAUAUCAAGUAGCCCUUAUGGUGUCUUUGAUGCAUCUUCUAGCUGUGAUAGCUCAGAUGAUUCAUGGGGUGUGACAACUUCGGUCUCAUCAUCACCACAUCCACCGUUCAAAAGGAGUAGAGCGCAGGAACAGCAAAUGCGGCUACCUUCACUAAAUCGUAUGUUUGUGGAUGUGCUUAGCAGCCCUCAUUAAUCUUUCCUUGUACUAAUAACUAGUCUAUUGAACAUGUUAUUAUAAAAUUCCUCUAUUUGUUCUUAAUGUGCAAUUAAUAUGUGUUUCAUAACUACUUGUUGCCUUUAUCGCCAAAUUUGCUAACAUGGAUCAGAAGUGGAUUGAUAUUUGCCAAAUUCCUCUUUGAUUCGACUGUGGAGGUAAGUUGGGAGUUUGCCAAUGAGAAGAUGGAUGGCUUUUUCCUGAGAUUGGCAACUUGACAUGAGUGCCUCACUGUGCUAUGUUUCUGAUCCUUGUAUUGUAUGGUUGUGAACGAAUUUUUAUAUCCAGAAUAUCCUCUGUAUCUGCGUACAUCUAUAUUAUUUUUGGUCACUUAUUUUAGAAUUUAGGUGGAAUUAGAAUUAAGAUCAAGGUAGGCAACAGAAGUCAAAUUGUCUUGAACGAUCAAUUGUUGACUUUUGUGCUUCUUUGGGGGUAGAUGAAUGUUUGAACUUGUUUACUGUUUUAUAAAAACAAGAUAGAGGAGAGAGAAAAAUAAUCAAUUGGGAUUCUGGAUCCCCAUAGCUUUAAUAUUAAAAAUCAGAGAGUUCUUUCAACAAGGUCAAACAGAAAAGCAAAAGUCCCUAGAGAAUAACAACCAAAUUCCCACUAGCAGGCAGUUUUCCUACCUUCUCAGGAAUCACUUUCCUUUCUACCUAAAAUAAUACUUACUUUAUGGCAGAAAUUGUACUAGUUUUCAAAGUAAUAAGCAAUUUUCUUUUGUGCUGAACUUAUAAUAUGAUUGUACUCAUAUGCAUUGAUAUUUAUUGGUGUGACCAUGAUCUUGUAAGGAAUCUUUUAUGUGUGAAAGUUGGACCCUAAUUAACCUUAAAUAUGGCAUUAUGAUAAGUUA
Durio zibethinus is the source of this 2551-nucleotide messenger RNA. RefSeq names its product cyclin-D3-3-like. NCBI's taxonomy places the organism in Eukaryota, Viridiplantae, Streptophyta, Magnoliopsida, Malvales, Malvaceae. The record is from RefSeq and is a predicted model, not a curated record.